This is a messenger RNA of Porites evermanni, 6160 nucleotides long. The record is from the annotation of a GenBank genome assembly. Lineage: Eukaryota; Metazoa; Cnidaria; Anthozoa; Scleractinia; Poritidae.
AUGUCUAUUGCAAUUCUUAUAUUGGUGCACCUCGUGAUUGGUUCUAGUACAUUUAUGUAUGUGAUACAGUAAGUUGAUAUUAGUUGUUUUUCACAGAAACAUACAUCGACGGAAGUGGCUUCCCUGUUAAGCAGACAUUCCAGACAUUCUUGCGUGACAAGCCUUGGGAGGUGGUGCUUUCAUUUUCCUGGUUGCAGAAUAAGAACAGCUUGUAUCCGCAUUUUUCACUCCCUACAGCCAUGUUUAGUUAGAAGUUGGGCUAACUCCAGUACCCCAAGCACCAACAAAAGGUAACUCUAAGUUGUUUCACUGUUUUAACACUGCUUAAUAUUCUACUCCUCAUUUUCUAUGCCGUAUUGGGCAGUCUGAAUACCAAUGCUGACAAAGCGUGAUAGAUGAUACAUCAAAUCAUUCUGCUUACGCAGGGCUUGGCUUUGCCAUGAUGCUAGUAAGCUUGACUUAUUUCUUCGCUCGUAUUCCUUACAUUGUUUGUGAGUUGUUCGUGCAAAAGGGGCUUAAAGCUGGAACACUGUUAAGCUACACAGCUGAGUGCUAUUCUAGGUUUCAAUGCGGGAUGGAAAUGUAAGUGAUCACGCAAGAGAAAAGAAAUUUUAGAACUGUAACUUUGAUAAAAGAUUAGUGAACUCGAUUUGAACUGCCAAAUAAAACCGAAGAUUGAAGCGGAUAUUACAAUUCUCUAAACUUUCUUCCGAUGAUGCGAUUACACUGAUUACAUUAGCACCCGAACUUUUCGUUGAUCGGGUGCCCUGGGGUCUUUAAUUGGCUAAAAAAUAAUGCCUAUUGAUUUGAUGCAGGUCUAAUCCAGUGCUACGAAUUUCUAGCCAUGGAUCAACCGAAUGUGAUAAAGAUGUGCAAUCAAGAGCGAUCACCCGGUAGGGCAUUUUGUUGAAAUAAAUAAAUAAUUUAUAUAGCGCUGUAUUCACAGUGCGUUUCCGAUUUACUGUUGAACCACUCUAUAACGUGACCGUAAAAAAAGUGACCGUAAGCGGAGGUUCGACUGUAUCUUAUUCCGGAAUAAGACUACGCAAAAAUUUGUGACAAAUCUCUCCAACCGCAAAUUUUCCUACCAUUGGAAUGCUACAUUUAUCUUAAUUGUGACUGUCCACGAGAUCUUUGGAUCAAUUUUGGCUAUGAAAGCCAAAACAAGUGAUUUUUAGAGUUUACACCCUGAAUUCUUAGUCCGGAAUACAUUUAAUUGAACGCAACAACACUUUACAAUAUUGCAAUAUUUAAAUGACAAAACAAUUAUAUAAUGCGCUGUCAACUAGAAAUACUUUGAAGCAAGAGAGAUUGUUUGAAGCGAGGAAGCUACAAGAUAUCGAUAGCGCCAAACAAUGUUUACAGUUAAACAAAUAAAUAAUUAUAUUAUAUAAUUAUAAGUCUUGGCUUAUAUUGGAAAGUAGACUCCUCAUAUCAGUUUGGAAGAGAGGUCCAUUCCGGGGUGGGGGGGAGGGGGGUAGUCCCUUAUAUAAGCUAUAUAGGUAUGUGCCGCCCCAUCGGGUAGGGUUUUUGCGCUGUUUUGGUCUGAAAACGGGUAUACACUUUGCCCAUUCUAGUCUGGAAUCGGGUAUGGUUUUUGAGGGAACUACGGGAUUGUAUGAACGUCUUUAUCGUUUCAAUUCCAAAUGAGUAAGAAAGAAAGAAAUAUAUGCGAAUUCGAAAUGGAUUUGAGUUUUGUUUGCGCUCUAAUCUAAGUAAUGAUAACAUAAUUUCUGCCUAAUGGCCAGGUCUGUUUUGCCCAUACCUAAAAUCUCCAGACCAGACUUUUGCCCACACCUUUUACUGUAAAAAACCAGACUUUAGACCAGUCCUAAACCUCUUGGCCCGCCGUGUGGGGGUGGUUCUUAAGAGUCCUCAUGGGGGCCGGGGGUCCAUAAAUUUAAUUACACUGGCCAGGAACCCAUAACUAAGAGCGAGUAACUUCCAUGCGCUCGCGUCAUGGGGUUUUUACGGACCAGUUUAUUUCUAGAACGGUUUUGGCGCGAAUCUUGAAUAUCUUCUAAUCAGCAAAACCUACAGACCUAAAAAUGAUAUUAUUUGCCUUUUAAUAACGUUUAGUUUUCCUUUUUGAUAUCUUAUACUUCGAGUGCGCUCACAGACAUGGUGGACAGUUCUAUUUUCGCGGGAAAAAGUGCCCUAAAAUGUGUCUAAAAAUAAACUGGUCCGUAAAAACGCCGUGACAUAGGCCCAGUAUGGGAGUUGCUCGCUGCGAGUUAUGGGCUCCUGACUGGUGUAAUAUCCCUUGAGAGUAAAAGUAACAGUGUACACGAGCCAAUAACCCAAACGGCGGGUUUCCUUAGGAUGAAGCAUGCCUAGGAGAUACGAGUGCUGUUAGGUAGUGUGUGGCGGGUGCCCAUUUAUACACCUGGGUGAAAGGCGACAAAGUGGAGUAAAGUUCCUUGUUUAAGGAAACAACGCGACGAGCGAGGCUUGAACCCCAGAUCUCCAGAUCCGGAGUUCGAGGUGUUAACCGCUCGGCCACACACGUCUCCACGCAAUAAAUGAAACUGCAACAAUUCUCCAUGGUUUAUCAGGUAGCAUGCAUAUCGACCCUAGAAAUAAUGUCAAAGUGUUUAAAAUGUUUAUAACAACUAACCAUAGAGUUCUUUAGGGCUUCACAAAUUAAAAUAGUUUAAGAGAUCUUAAGUUAGUUAAAUUGGUCGGGCUGGGAAUUCCAAAAAAGAGAAACAGCGAAUUUUAGGGACCGCAAGCCAUAUUGGGUGGUAUUGUCAGAGGAUACGUAAAGAUUACCAGAGUAUGAUUGGCGCGUUUCAUAGAACAGAAGUCAAGUAAAUUUAAAAUGCUCAUUGAAACGGCUGUGAUUUUCAAGGUAAGGUAAGACAAAAAGAGUUCUUGGUUGUAAAAAAGAUAUGAAAAUUUCUUGGGUUUUUAGUAAUUCAUUCAUAUUAAAAGACGUUACAUUUACAACCGUUUAAUAAAAGAGAUUCAUCAUUCUACGCUUGGUAUGUGAAAGGGGUACCAUUUCUCAACAUACUCAGGAAACUGAGGGGUACCUUUAAUUCCAGAAAUGGUACUAUUUAAAGACCUAUAAAAAGGGUUAGAGGUUCGACCUCAGAACGGAGCUUUCCUAUUAAAGAAUUCGUUUAGUUCCCCUCCUCCCCUCCCCGACUUUGCAUACUGAAAUUUCAAGGGAUUUUUGCAGCAAAUUUGCUAUUCCAUUCUCGUUCUCGUUCUCUGUUUCUGUCUCUCUUGGCUUUGUUUUAGUUCAUCUAACUACAUGUGGUCCGUUUCUUUUGUGAUGGAACCUUUUCUGUUUGUUUUAUCUUCGUCUAUUUUUGUCUAUCUCUGUUGAUAUCCGAUUGACUGUUAGUUUUUUUUCUUCAAUUUAGGUUCCAAGGAGAAUGAAAGCUUCACUAAAAAGGAGAAGGCAGCUUUGGGACUGUGGUGGCUGCUUGCUAUUCCUAUUCUGCCAUUCUUCUAUCUUUCUGAUCUGCAGGCCAAUUGGGUAAUACCUAUAGAUCCUGUGCUGGUAAUCAAGACCCUGAUAUUUCAGUGUUAUUUGCCUGCCAUAGAUGUACUGACGGAUUUCUGGACAGGAGCUAGUUUCUUCCUCAGCUGCCACGUUCUUUUUGGAUGGUAUACCAUCUCUGUAACCUUUCUCCCAUUUUUUGGUAAGCUUUUGUCCGAGAUUACCCAAAUAAUAAGAAUUAAACGAAAGCAAAGAAACCUGUUUAAUACCAUGUGGAAAUUUCUGAUCAGAGAUAAGUUGAAGCAAGUAUUGGUGCAGUUGCCAUUCAUACAGCCUGGCGUCACUUUAAGUCAGAUCAAGCAGUUAUCUCAACUAUCUGCUGAGGACGUCGAAGCAGAGAAGAUUCUCUUUCGAAUGGCCAACGACAGAGUCUGGGAGCCAUUCCUGGAGGCCGGACCCCAACUUGCUCUGCAAUUACUGAUCGUUUGGCAGACGGGAGAGGUAACAUCUAUACAAUGUGUCACAAUGCCUGUUAGUUGUUUUGCCUUGUGCUGGGCUGCAGCAUCGACAUUUUUUAAUAAUAGAGUCGACCACGGAAUCGCCAGUCCUUCAGUUAUCAGUAACCUGAUUGUCACAGCCAUAGUCUCUCUACUUGUUAUACCGCGGAUUCUCUAUUUUUCGAUCAUGGCGUAUUUAUCAGGAUACUGGGCCGCGAUUACAAUUGUAAGCACGAUUGCUGUCGUCUGGAUAGCUCUGAAGUUUUUCUCGGUUAAAGAGCCAAAACCUAAGAUGAAAUACGAUCGGGUUAAAGAUGAAUACGUUCUGGACCCUUGCAAGGGAUUCAAGCCAAUAAUGGACGAGAUCAGACUAAAAAGCACCUUUUUAUCUGUGUUUGCACCAACUGUUGUUGGAUUCAAAAGAUCCAAAAUACUUUGGGUUUCCUCAGUUGCCUCCAUCACUGCACUACUGUGCUCCCUUGGAUCUUUAUGGCUUUACUCGUCGUUUGGCAAUUGGGGACACGCUAACAACCCUUCUUUUCAAUCUUUGUCUUGCUCCUCAGAAAAGCCAUGCCUUAGGUGUCCUUUAAAUGAAACCGACGUCUUGCGUUGCUCAAAAGCAUCUUGGCCAACAGAACACAACAUGAGCUAUCAAAUCGUUCGAUACAAUUGGCAGUGUGGAAUCAAAAUAUGCAAAAGUCAAUGCAGUGACAACGGUGAACCCUAUGACAACUUGGUAUUUGGCUGGUUCCCAGCUCUAUUUUGUCUCAUGGUUUUAUCUGUUGGAUCUUCACUCUUCCUUGAAUAUAUGACCGACUUUAUCAGGCUGGAAAAAUGCAUCCCUUUAAAACACAACAUUUUCCUCAGCCUAGCGAUUGAACUUGAGGAGGAAAAAGAGGCCAACAACGAGGCUUUAAUGAGGAAGAAGCGGAUACUUUGGAGAGGAUACGUAAAAGAAGGAGAGGACGACUCAAAACUAUGCCGUUACGUCAGGGAAGGACAAAAAAUUGACCAAGCAAUCAUCACAGCUCAGCGUAAAGGAUUUUCCAGGAUAAACUUUGUCACAGCUACAGUGAACGAGAUGGUAGAUAUGCUCAGAUAUCCGUCACGUCAUACAAAGGCCUUACCGUCACGUCAGACGGAAAACAGUACAAAGGAUCACUAUGGCGAUAUGGAUUUAAGCAAAAAACAACUUUUGGACGCGUCGAAGAUUGGUGAUGUAAAACAAGUCUACAAACUGCUGGAAGGAGACGUAGACAUUGAUGUGCAGUGUCCAGACACAGGCAAUACAGCUCUCAUGUUUGCCGCUGAAAAAGGCGAUAAAGCUAUAACGGAAUUGCUACUAAUGGAGCAGGCCAAGGUGUUUUUACUCAACAAUCGUGGCCUGAGCGCACUGACUUUGGCUCACGAAAAGGGUCAUGCUGUUAUUGUCAAUAUGAUCUGUACAAGACUGGCAGAAACUAAAGAAUUAGACGCACAAAUGCUUGAUGCAAGUGAAAAGGGAGACCUAGCAACCGUUCUGGCGCUACUGAGCUUUGACACGAAUCUUUUUUUUGUGGUAGACAAGAUACACGAGAAAUCAAGCCUGCACUUCGCCGCUGAGAAAGGCCACUUUAACGUUGCGAGUUUCCUAUGUGAAAUGAUGCGCCUUAAACCUGAAGCGAUUAUGAAGAAGAACAAAUACGGAAUGAAUUACAUUCAUUCAACUUGUUUGGGUGGUAGCCUUGACCUCCUUCGACUGCUUCUGCCACUAAUUGAAAAGAUGAAUCGCGACGCCAUUGCUGAGGCAGAUGUCAACGGUCGCACUGCUUUGUGGUUCGCUGCCCGAAAAGGACACCUGGAGAUUGUUCGAGAACUUUUACCCAUUUUUUCCAGCAUCGAUCCUCAGAGUAUCAUCGCAAGAAAGACAGACGGCUCGAACGCCCUUAUGGCCGCAGCAUUCUUCGGCCACACGGAGACCGUGCGAGAACUCCUCCCUGUCUUCAAAAACACCGAUCCCUCAAGCCUCUUCGAGACUUACCAUGACUGUGACGACGCCGGCGAAAACCUAAUCUCAAUCGCAGAACUUAAGGGCCACGUGGAAACCAAACAAGUGAUUGAAGACUUCAUGAAAUCAAACAAUCUACCGCACCCUAAUGCAGGUCUUACGAUUAACAGUAAUUACUUGGUCGACAUUAAUCAGGUACACUCACAAAUGAAGACUUGGGUAUAG